Molecule: messenger RNA, 988 nt
Organism: Temnothorax curvispinosus
Lineage: Eukaryota; Metazoa; Arthropoda; Insecta; Hymenoptera; Formicidae
Exons: 1
Coding region: 1-933 (310 amino acids)
Source: RefSeq, a predicted model, not a curated record
AUGAAAAGUUUUGAUUAUUAUAUAAACGGAUUUUCGAACAGGCCGCCACUUGUAAGAGAGGAGGAAGUGAGAAACAAACAUUUAAGUAUGUCAGGUACUGAAAUGAUAAAUUUUUUUUUAACGUUCGGUUUUUUAGUUGGAGACUUUGUGCCGUGUGAUAAUAAAUUCUGGCAUUUUUAUAUUGUUUUACGCCAAAUAUUUGAUAUUGUUGCUGCCACUAACAUUCAGACUGAAAUAUCGAUAUUGUUGGAGCAACUCAUUUUUGAACACCAUACAUUGUACAAGGAACUUUUUAAAGAUAAACUAAAACCUAAGCAUCAUAUUAUGCUACACUUUCCUAUAAUGCUUGAAAUGUCAGGACCAUUAGCUUUAUUUAGCACAAUGAGGCAAGAAUCUAAGAACAGGCUUAACAAGAUUCGUGCUAAUGCCACAUACUCAAGAAGAAACAUUACUUUUACAUUAGCGUUCAAAGAAUCUCUGCAAAUGUGUUAUAGAUUAGUAAGUCAACUAGGAUUUACUCGGAAAUUUGAAAUGGGGCCAGGGAACAUUUUAGACGAAUUGCCUGAAAACGAAAAUUCAGAUUAUUCGUCCAUCUCUGUUGAUUUUAAAGCAACUUGCAUAGAAGUUCCAUGGAUUGAUUAUAAGGGAACAAAAUACAAAAUUGGUAUAUAUGUUGUUCUUGGUUCAGAUAAUUUUGAAUUGCCUAUCUUUGGUGAGAUUCAAAGGAUAUAUUGCACGGAGGGCUUUAAGGUUUGCCUUGUAUGUUGUACUUUUAAAACAAUUGGUUUUGAUGAACAUAUGCAUGCAUAUGAAGUUCAAAUGAGUGCUAAAAUUUCUUAUAUCAACAUUGAUGAUUUGUUUGAUCACAUUCCAGCUAUUUCAGUCAGAAUGAAUGAUGGCAAAUAUUUUAUUUCUACAAGGCAUGCAUUGUGAGUAUGUACUGACAAAUAUGUUAAUGAUUUAUCAUAAAAUUACUUUAAUUUAGAAU